Molecule: messenger RNA, 813 nt
Organism: Colletotrichum graminicola M1.001
Lineage: Eukaryota; Fungi; Ascomycota; Sordariomycetes; Glomerellales; Glomerellaceae
Product: short chain dehydrogenase
Exons: 1
Coding region: 1-813 (270 amino acids)
Molecular function (GO): oxidoreductase activity, acting on the CH-OH group of donors, NAD or NADP as acceptor
Source: RefSeq, a predicted model, not a curated record
AUGGCUCCGACGAACCUGCUCGCCGGCAAGACUGCCAUUAUAACAGGCGGCACAACCGGCAUCGGAAAAGCCAUUGCCCUCGAGUAUAUCAAGCAAGGGGCCAACGUCGUCGUGAAUCACCUAGGCCUUGGAAAGGAUCAACCCCACCUCGAUGCUCUGAUUGCCGACGCUGCUGCCGCAAGGCAAGAAAAUCCCAACGCCGGCCGUUUGGCCGAACAGAUUGGCGACGUACGUGAGCCAGAGACUGCUGCCCGGCUAGUUGCCCACGCCGUUGAGCACUCGGGCAAUGGCCGUCUUGAUAUUUGCGUCUCCAACGCCGGCAUCUGCACAUUUGCCGAGUUUCUCGACCUGACACCGGACCUCUUCACCAGGACAGUCCGCACCAACCUCGACGGCGCCUUCUACGUCGUCCAGGCCGCCGCUCGCCACAUGAGUCAGCAGUCGCCCGCGGGCGGUAGCAUCAUUGGAAUCUCGUCCAUUUCCGCCCUCGUCGGCGGCGGUCAGCAAACCCAUUAUACCCCCACCAAGGCCGGCGUCCUCAGUCUGAUGCAGAGCACCGCCGUGGCACUGGGCAAGUACAACAUACGCUGCAAUGCGUUACUCCCCGGCACCAUCAAGACACAGCUCAACGAGGAGGACCUGGCGAAUGACGCCAAGCGUGCAUACACGGAAGGCCGCAUUCCCCUUGGGCGUACCGGUGUGCCGUCCGACCUCGCCGGACCAGCCGUCUUCCUCGCAUGCGAAUACCUUAGUGGAUACGUGACGGGUGCGCAGCUACUGGUCGAUGGCGGUCUCUUUGUCAAUCUCCAAUAA